UUUGCUAAACCUUUUCUUUUAAAAGGAUCUGGAAGGUCAAAUUGUGCUUACUAAGGGUUCCUUCACUCCAAUUUUAUUUGGUUCUACAUCAGUGCAACAUGAGUGCAUACCUCAAGCCAUCUUGGGGAUGGAUGUCAUCUGUCAAGCAAAGUCCGGAAUGGGAAAAACUGUAGUUUUUGUUCUCUCUACCCACAGAGAAUGAGUGCUAGCAAGAGAUAAGGAUCUCUCAUUGAAGAAAUGAGGCAUUUUAUCCUUGAUGAAUGUGACAAAAUGCUCAAAGCACUUGGUAUUGAAGGAGAGUUUUAAAAUAUAUUGUUCCAUGAAUGAUGGAAUCAUCAAUCUUAUUCUAGAUUUUUUUGAUAUGUCAAGACAUGAUGCUGUCAAAGCCCUCAACAUUUAUAAAAGAGCAGGCCACCAGGCACAAAAUCUUGCUGAUUUUUAUGAAUUUUGCAAAGGCUUGGAGCUCACUAGAAAUUUCCAAUUUCCAACUUUGAGAUAGGUUUUUAUUUUUUUUCUUCCAAUUUAUUUGUUUAAAUUUGGGUAAAGUGGGUAAGUUUUUUUAUUUGAUUACUUUGGUCAUUCAUACUUUGGGACGUCUUUUUUAUGGUUCUUUAUGCAUCUCAUUUUCGACAGCCACCUCCUUCAUUUCUUACAACAAUGGAGGAAUAUAUAAGAGAGGCACCUUGUACGGGUUCUGUUGCAAAUCAGAGACUGGUGAGUAAACAUGAAUUCAUCCCUGGUACGCGUCUGCUAAUUUAUUGAACAUGGGGGAGCCAGUAUUCAUACCUAGACUGAAGCAUAGAUUUUUUUGUUAGUAGCAUUGAGAUGGGAUAUUACACUCUAAGACUGCAAAGAUGUCUACUGUUACAGUCUUUUAAAUUGCAGAACUUCUUGUGAUAAGAUAGGCCAGUCCCAAACUACGAAAUGUGUCUUAAGAGUGCUGGUAAUUCUUAGUUCCUAAGUCAAACAUGAUAAUCUAUCACCAUAUUUCUGGUGAGAUAUAUUCCGGACUUCCCCUUCCAUAUCUUGCAAUUUGGGGUGGGGAAAAAAAAAAACCAGAAAAAUGGAAGUUCACAAAGUGCCAGUUCUGUCUUCUGCACCACUCCCACUACCGAGCCUACCUUGUUACUAGAAAAUACACCCUUUUUCUCUACACAAUUCAACAAUCUCAGA
Molecule: messenger RNA, 1173 nt
Organism: Magnolia sinica
Lineage: Eukaryota; Viridiplantae; Streptophyta; Magnoliopsida; Magnoliales; Magnoliaceae
Product: putative clathrin assembly protein At4g25940
Exons: 4
Coding region: 257-499 (80 amino acids)
Biological process (GO): clathrin coat assembly; clathrin-dependent endocytosis; vesicle budding from membrane
Cellular component (GO): clathrin-coated pit; clathrin-coated vesicle
Molecular function (GO): phosphatidylinositol-4,5-bisphosphate binding; SNARE binding; 1-phosphatidylinositol binding
Source: RefSeq, a predicted model, not a curated record